CUAUUUCUUAUUGUCCAAGCAUCUCCUAGGCCUGGAGGCGGAUCCUCAAGUUGCAAACUCUGAUCCAACCAUUAUUGUCGCUGCAAAAUUCUCAGCUUAUGUAGGAUAAUAAAACUAUGCCUGUGUUCAAAGUGUCUGUAGUUUGGAGCAGCUUGCGAGUCAAGUAUGCAGUGGUAGAUUGGGUUAAGCUAGUCUGGGGAAAGAAUUAUGUCCCUCGGAACAGCUUUCUAGCCUGGAUGAUCAUGUUAGACUCUGUGGUCACUAAGCAGAAGCUGAUGACGUGGGGUAAGCAGACAGAUGGUUUAUGUGUGUUGUGUGGUAUUGCAGUUGAAACUCGUGAACAUUUAUUCUUUGCGUGUGCUUUUUCUCGUCAAGUGGUUAUGGCUUUGCAAAUGGGGGUGCUCUGUUGUGGAUCUUGGGAAGCUACUGUGGCUGCAGGUAUUGCCAGUUGUAAAAGGCCGAAGCUGGGUAGGAUAACAAGCUUGAUCUGGUGCCUAUGCUGCGCACGGGGAUCUGAAAGGAGCGUUGCCGUCGCUUAUAUGGAAACACCAGGAAGCAAGUGGAGGAGUUUAUCAGGGAUGUUACUUGUGAUUUGAGGAUUGUUUGUGCUGAUAAUGAAGAUCUUACCGAAGAGCUGCAGUUUCUUGGGUUGCAAGGAGAUGUUUCGGGGUUGAUAACUAUGAGUAGGUCUCUGUGGAGGGUGUGGUAGGAGGUAGACGGUUUUAUUUCGACUUAUAGGGCUGCUCUACUUGAGCUUUCCUUUCGUUGUAUUGGUUUGGCCAUUUGUGUCUUGCAAAUGGUUUCCUCUUUUGCAAAUUAAUAAAAAGAGGAACUGAUUCAACGGGAAAAAAAAAGUUUUCUUGGUUGAAAGGUAAGUAAAACUUUGAUUCACUGUUACAAUAAAAUAACUUAAACUUGGAAAUCUGAUUGUUUUUUGUCUGUUGAACAUAUUUUGGAUCUAGAUAGUACCAAAAUCUUUUUGUCUGUUCAGCAUAUUUUUGGAUCGAAAUAGUACAAAAAAUAAUGGAUUUGUCAGAGCCACUUUAUAUCUUAACAAAACAUUUGGGAACAUAUUUUAAAAUUACAAAGAUUUUUAAUGCAAAAGAAUAUACAAAAUUCUGAACACCCACUUUUUAGAGAAACUCGCCAAUGCCACCACCUAUAUUCGGCAAACUUCCUUUUUCGAGGCCAUGGGAAUGAAAGAAUUAAAUGUAAUGUAAUAUUGAAUAUUUUUAUUUAAUUGAUCUCCCUAUUUAUUUGCUGAUUGUCUAUCUUAUCAUUAUCCUUUUUUACCCUCAAAACCUUCUAUCUUGUUCAGAAAAAAAAGGAAACAACUAUCCCUAAUUUUGUCUUCUUCAAUCAAUGAUGGAAAUCUUCUUUUUUUAUCGGAAAUCUUAGGUAACAUACAUUACUUAAAUUGAUGAUCAAUCCUAAGAGCAAAAUCAUUUUAAAAUUUUGCAAUCAGGCUACCGAUUUCAGAGCAAAUAUAGAGAUUAUCUACUAUUGGAAUGUGGGAAGAAUAACUUGGGUACAGAGGUUUUAGAACCAGUUUUUAGCUUUACACAAUAUUUGGAUAGAGUUUCUAAUAAACAAAAAUAAUUUGAUACAAUCUAACCGAGAUUACAAGAACAACAGUUUUGUACCAUCAGAUUGGUGCAAAUGAUGCUAAAAACAAAGGUAAAUACAAUAUAUUAGCCAUAACUAUUAAGCAGCGGGGAAUUAUAGCCACAACUAUCGAAAUACAAAUUAUUAGCCAUUCGUUAAGUGUUCGUUAACAAUUCUGUCAGUAAUGAUAACUAAGCUUUUACGAUGUUGAGUUGGCUCCCACGUGGAAGUCAUCAUAUCAUAUUUUUUACGAAGCUGGCACGGCCUUCUUCGUUAAAAAUUUGAAAACAGUAACGGUCUGUUAGCCAAAUCUUGACUCGCAACAAUAGUUAUGGCUAAUAAUUUGUAUUUUGAUAGUUGUGGCUAUAAUUUCCCGCUGCUUAAUAGUUAUGGCUAAUAUAUUGUAUUUACCCUAAAAACAACAACAAACAACCUACGGGGCCACAUCUACACAAAAGCAUCCACGCGAAAUUCUUCCGUAGUCCCGGCUUACCACGUUGGAUAUCAGACGUGGUGCUGCGAGCCAAUUACAACUAGACAUGUAGGAGUUAGUUUCGAUUUCCUCCUGCUUUUAUGGUAGGUUGAUUUUUUUAUUAUUCUUUUUCUUUUUGCUUUCGUUCUUUUAUUAUUCUUCAGAAGAAGAGAUAAAUAUCCAAUUGAAGAAAAAAGAUGAAAUCAAAGGGGAUAAUUCGUUUACGGAAAGAAUCAAUAAGGAAAGAUUAACCAAUUAAUUGAGAAACUAAUUAAAUGCGAGUCCAUUCAAUUUCUGCAUUUUAUUAAUUACUCAAUUUCCAAGUGGCUGGUUUUGAUUAGGUGGGAGUACCAUGUCAGUAAAAUGACGUGGUGAUC
Molecule: messenger RNA, 2454 nt
Organism: Linum trigynum
Lineage: Eukaryota; Viridiplantae; Streptophyta; Magnoliopsida; Malpighiales; Linaceae
Source: the annotation of a GenBank genome assembly